Messenger RNA from Protopolystoma xenopodis, 1173 nucleotides. The record is from the annotation of a GenBank genome assembly. NCBI's taxonomy places the organism in Eukaryota, Metazoa, Platyhelminthes, Monogenea, Polystomatidea, Polystomatidae.
AUGCUGUCCGCCUCGCCCGUCCUCCCGACGGUCGGUUCGCUGAACCGGCCCGUUGAAGCGCCGACGGCCUACGUCGCCUCGAUGCUCCGCCAGCGGCCGCCGCCGCCGCCGCCGCCACCGCCACCACCACCGCCGCUGCCGCUCACCCAAGCCCAGCCAAUCACCGCCGAGUCCGAGACCGGACUCGCCGAUUCGACGUCGGCAGGUCAGACGGAUCGACUGACCGACGCGCAACCAACAACCUCGGCCCGGCUGAAACGAUGCGCGCAUGCGACCACACGACUGGCCAGACUCGAGCCGCGGUUGCCGGCGAAACGAAGUCAUUUCGACCCGACCGACGAGAGUGGUCUGAACGAGGAUGAGGCGGAAGGGGAGGCGGAGGCGGAGGCGGAGGUGGAAGUGGAUGGGCCAGAAGGGGUCACCGAAGCCGAGCGAGACGAGAGACACGAGGAGCCUGCCAAGUGGUACCACGGGACCUUGCAGUCGGAUUGGUCGAAAGCCGGCCUCGACGCUGCUCACCCGAGCUCGGCCUCGAAAGCCCGUUUCCCAUCCUCUCUCGCGUCGCUAAGGCCUCGUGCAAUCGGCCACACCAACAGCAUCAAUAGCAGCAACACUGUGAAAGCAGGCGAAGAGGUCUUAGGGCUGAGACGGUUGCCGGGGAAACAGGAGGACAGAACUGAGGCGAGGGGAAGUGUUUGCAGGCGAGCGGAAUGUGUUGACGACGCUGUGGUCGAGAAAGAGGACGAAGAAGAGAAUGUUGAUGAAGAAGCCGAAGCAGACGACGACGACGACGAAGAAGAAGAAGAGCCGGCGUCAGGCCAAGGCGAAAAGGAGGGGCGCGAGUUGUACAGGCCCGCCUACAGAACGAGGAGAACGUCUGUGGAAGGAGUGAAAGAAGAAGAGGUGGAGGAAGAGAAGCAGCCCAGCCUCAAAGUGAGUCAAGUGGAAGCUACCAGUCUCGAGUCGGUUGGAGUAGCCGCCUUCGGGAUGCCUAUCAACGCCACUGAGCUGCAGGAUGAGGUGGCCCGGUUCGAUAACGACUCGCCUGACAACAUACUUACAGGACAAUUGAUUGUCCACCCGCAGUCGGAUACCUUUGACGCCGAUGAGGUGAGUCCUACCCACAAACACACAUACAUGCAUACACAUAAGUCGGGGUGGAAACACGCCUAG